Penicillium lagena is the source of this 963-nucleotide messenger RNA. RefSeq names its product alpha/beta hydrolase. NCBI's taxonomy places the organism in Eukaryota, Fungi, Ascomycota, Eurotiomycetes, Eurotiales, Aspergillaceae. The transcript has a single exon. The coding region runs from base 1 to 963 and encodes 320 amino acids. The record is from RefSeq and is a predicted model, not a curated record. Gene Ontology annotation, molecular function: hydrolase activity.
AUGCCUAUUAAAUGGGAUCCUGAAUUCCGCGAGGCUGUCGCGCCCAUCUUCGCCGCCCGUGCCAACGAACCCAAGCCCGAUGCACCGGACCCCCUGGCUGUGCGAGCUGCAGUCACCGCCGCUUUCGAAACCAUGCUGAGCCAGCUGCCGCGAGCCACGGAGGUUGAGCACAGCGAGCACCGAGUCCCUUCAUACGACGGCGAGACCAUUCCCGUGCACCGGUUCUGGAAAAAAGAGACCGAAACAACAACACCUGCUCCAGCACUCAUCCACCUCCACGGCGGCGGCAUGAUCUUCGGCAGCGGAGACAUGUUCCACAAUUCCUGCGCCUUGACGGUGCAGGAGACCGGGGUGCAGAUCUUCACGGUCGACUAUCGCCUCGCGCCGGAGCACCGCUUCCCCACCCCGGUCGAAGACUGCUAUGCGGCGCUGGCGUGGGUGCACAAGAAUGCAGAGCAGUUCGGCAUCGACCGCCAGCGCAUCGGGGCGCUCGGCGGAAGCGCUGGGGCCAACCUUGCGGCGGCGAUCACGCUAAUGGCCCGGGACCGCGGCCUGUCACCCGGCGUGGCGAAGCAGAUCCUCGUCUAUCCUAUGCUGGACGAUACGAAUACCGUUGCUCGGCCGGUGCGGGACGCCGCGGCCAUCUGGACCACGACGACCAACGCGAUGGCCUGGUCGACUUAUCUGGGCGAUCUGUAUGGGUCUGACCACGUCUCGCCAUAUGCGGCCCCGGCGCGCGUAGUCAGUGUCGAGGGUCUGCCGCCCACGUAUCUGGAGAUUGGCACGGCGGACAUCUUCCUGGAAGAGACGUUGAAGUUUGCGUCACGGCUGGCUGCGGCGGAUAUCGAGGUAGAGCUCCAUGUGCAUCCCGGCCUGCCUCAUGGGUUUGAAAUCUACGCGCCUUUUAUUGGGGCGACACAGAGGGCGAUGGCGAAUCGAUAUCGGGCCAUGUCCACUAUGUAA